UCUGCGCUCUCUGCCCCGGAUUAGCGAUGGCGUCCAUGAUGAGCUACCUGUCCUUUGGAGGGGUUGAAUGGGGUUGCAUGAGCCAGCUUUUCUUCGACAAUACAAGCACGCUCCUCGGUGUACUCGGUGCCAUUUUCAACAUGACCUUCUUCGGGGUGCCUAUCGAGAUCAUCAACGAGGUGGUUUACCGGAAGAUCUUGCCUGGACUGGGCGUGACGCUUGUGUUCGGCAACACAUACUACACCUACCUGGCCAUGAGGCGAAGCAAGGCCUGCGGACGGGCGUUCACCGCGCAGCCGUACGGCAUCAACACCCCGGGAGCGUUCGCCUUCGUGUUCAACAUCAUCUACCCCGUAUACUUCUCUGGAACAGGCACCCCCACCGAAAACUUCAUCAAGGCGUACAACGUGGCCCUCGCCGCUAACUUCAUCUCCGGAAUAAUCUCGGUUGUGAUGGGAGCCUUCGGCCCGCAGAUGCUGAGAAUCGUUCCGCCCGCGGCCCUUCUGGUGCCUGUCGCCGGCAUCGGUUUCGCUUUCCUUGGCCUCGAGCAGGCUACCACUCCCUUCGGCGCCCCCCUCGUCGGAUUCCUGACCAUCACCACGCUCUUCCUUGGGUGGUACGCGAACGUGCGCAUCGGCUGGGGGAACUACAGGUGCCCGGAGGCCCUUCAGGUGAUCAUCGUGGGUGUCAUCCUGGGGUGGGCCACCGGCUUGAACGAGUCGGAGGACGUCGACGCCGCCGCCGACCUGGUCAAGUGGUACGGACCGACUUGGACUGGUGAUGACAUGCUCGAGAAUUUCGGCGACACCAAGGACUACCUGGGCAUCGUGUUCCCCAUCGCCAUAUCGGCCGUCGGAACUUCGCUCAUGGCUCUCGUCAGCGCCAAGGCUGCAGGUGAUGCGUACCCCGUGACCGAGAGCAUGGUUGCCGACGGUGUCGGCACCAUGGUCACCUCGCUGUUCGGGUCCCCCUUUGGCACUGUCAUGUACUUCGGACACCCGGCCUACAAGAAGUCGGGCGCCAAGACCGGAUACAGCCUUAUCAACGGCUUGCUCUACCUCUUCCUGUCAUGGUUCGGCCUCGUCGCCCUCAUCCGCUCCAUCGUCAACCAGCCCACCAUUGGGCCCAUUGUACUGUUCGUGGGACUGAUGCUUCUGGAGGAGUGCUUCCGCUUCUUACCCGCCAGGCACUACGCAGCUGUGCUCUUCGGGCUCUUUCCUUCCAUCGCUGACUGGGUGACCAACAUCGCCGCUCGCGGACCUCUGGCCGGCGUCGCCGAGGACGGGACCGACUACAACACCAACCUGCCCGACCUCACCGACGGGUGGUGGGGCAUCCUCGGUCUCAAGCGUGGGGCUAUUCUGGUGUCUCUCUGCUGGGUUGCCAUGCUCGUACACAUCAUCGACCGCAAGUGGUGGCAGGCGUCGGUCUGGGCGGUCAUAUCGGCCUGCUUCACAGCAGUCGGCAUCAUUCACGUGCCGGUGGCUGGAUUCGACGAUUUCACCUCUACCGUCGGCGAUCUGUGCACCCCCGUGACCGAUGAUCUCGAAGUGGUGACUACGGCCACCUGCUGGGACCACGCAGACCAGUGGCAUUACAUGACCGCAUAUCUCAUGAUGGCAGUGGUUUUCGUCGCCAUCGAAGGUGUCAGGCGGGCUGGUGUGGGAAACCUCGACGAACCUAUCUUGACCGAAGAGGCAGAUGCCUUCAAGGACUGGUACGGCGACGAACCUCCCACUACCAGCCCCAAGGUCGAGGAAGAUAAGUCGGUCGCGGUGGUCGGCGUUCCUGUGGCCUAAGUUUCCUGUUUCUCUUCUCAUUUUCUGGAAGGAAGGCAAACCUUGUGCCACAUUUUCUUUCCUUGUAGAGUGAUCACAGGUGUAACAAGAACACUCGCGUUCAGAGUGUUGAUGUUUUUGGUUGGUUAUGCAUAUACGUUGCUUUGCUUAUGGCGAACCGAACCUCAGGGCAAUGGAGGCACAUAGCAGUGCAUGAGGAAAGCUCUCGACGGCCUCACUUGUUAUAGUCCGGCCCUCCCUGCGUCGGCAAACGAGAGAGUGUCCUUCUGUUGACAACCGCCGAUUGAGGCAUCCGCCCUGAGUACAGAGCAUGCCGUGAGCUCAGAGCAGACACUAAGCGGUUAGCAGGCGGCAAAGUUCGUCCCCGGGGCUGGCCGAACGAACACUAUAAAGGCACCGCGUACCGCAACAGAGCCAACCUUGACUUUUUGGUUAUUUAGGUUAGGGUCUUCAGAUGUUUCCGCUGUUCAAGUAUACAAAUACGCCGAUGUAAAUAUGCGUGUGUGUUACGGAUUGGUUUUUUGACACAUGUAAAAAGCGCAGCCCGGUAUCUGCGGGGGUCCCCAGCAGCUUUGCGCGGGUCGAUCGUCCACUGGACAUUUUUAACGCGUCUUUUGAAGAUUCUCGGCCCGACGACCUCUUUGUUUUUUUAGUGCUACCCCAACUUGUGGCACUUGUUGCCUGUGUUGCUCGAGAGCGGCACUGGGUAUCGUAAUUCGCCGGAGGGACCCUCGUCCUUGACGGUUUUUCGAACGAGAAAUUCGUAUUUUUUUCUUGUGCGGCUGGAUCGAGGCCGCUAAACUACUACCGGAGGGGUAUCACAAUGUGUUUUUAAGCGGGAACGCCCCGCUCAAGUGUGACAAAAUGGAUUGCAAGCGGGGAUGGGGUAGCACUCUGUAUGUGACAUGAGUCGAACACAAGAGCAUAGUAGAAUCAGCCAGUGAUGAAAAGCUGGUUUUGUGCACGUUGUGUCCCUUCAGUUUUUCCCGUUGAGGAGGGGUUUCAGCCGGGCUGUUUGCAUUGUCUGUGGAACCUGUGUUUUAGGUACAUCAAGCAUUGUGGGCUUCGCCGGCACCCAUGUGCUGCGCGUUCAAACCUUUUCGUUGUGCAGCCUUUCUCAUUUUGGUGUAAGGGCCUCGCCAACGAACGGCCUAGCCUCUUCCAUAAAGACUACUUUUGUUCUUGAAAAAUUUACGCUAAGUAACAUACAUACGCUGAGUAGCAUACGCUGAGCAAGAUAGUACUUCAGUAUUUUGGACGACGCGCUCAGCUUGUCAAACGUAAGUAGACUUUCAGACAUGAAGCAUCGUUCCUGGGGCCACCCUAGCUGUCAAGAUUCUCAGAUUGAGUUGACUUGAUGCGACGGCUUUUUGCGUUGGUCUUCCUUACAAAAACGAUGUCCAUUUUUACCGUAGGUGUCCGGACUUCCUUCACGUGGAGGUGAAGUUCGUUUCGGAAGAGUUCGGAACAAAUCACAGUCCGGUUAAUGAGUUUCCAUGUCAUGCCUACUGCAACUCACCAGCCUGGUUUCGAGUUUCUAGAAAAGAAACGUUUGGUCUUGUGGUGUACUUUAUGAUAUUGUAAUUGUCGUACCCGGGAGUUUACUCCUCCCUUGGCUCUCCGUUGCUGCCUUGCUGAGUUGUUAACCAUCCUCGCCCUACGGCAGGUAGCUCUUAGCUCUCCCCGCGAAAGAACGUAGGGUGGGGCGUUUCCACUUAUAACAAUUUCAACACGCAUCUCCAUUACAAUUGGGCCUGAAGCACGUGGUUAUCUCCCAGACAUGAGAAAUGAAUGGGAUAGCACCAACUACAUACGCGGCAGAAUUGCGACCUAGCGAAAAUAGGCGUCCGUAGGCACCGUCUUUAAGCCAAGGCAACCGUAGCGUGGCAAAUGGCUUGGCCCAGCGGUUCUGAACACUUCCAUUUGGCUUCCUCUUUUUUUAAUGGCUGUUCAGCAGCAGCAUGUAGAAGUUAUUGUAAAGUAUCGUUUCAAAAAUCGUGUAGUAUACAAGGGUGCUUCGUCCGCCCCCUUAUCGGGGGGGCUGUCUUGCGUGAUACCCGUAGGUGAACGGAAGGAACUUU
Messenger RNA from Ectocarpus sp. CCAP 1310/34, 3880 nucleotides. NCBI's taxonomy places the organism in Eukaryota, Phaeophyceae, Ectocarpales, Ectocarpaceae. The record is from the annotation of a GenBank genome assembly.